Molecule: messenger RNA, 1943 nt
Organism: Sphaeroforma arctica JP610
Lineage: Eukaryota; Ichthyosporea; Ichthyophonida
Exons: 9
Coding region: 139-1563 (474 amino acids)
Molecular function (GO): nucleosome binding; histone binding
Source: RefSeq, a predicted model, not a curated record
CUACAGUACAGCCUGUACAGGACAAGUACAUCUAACUAAUCUUAUUUUUAGUUUUAAAGUACUUUGCACGUUAAUGCGUGAAGUACUGAACUGAGAAACUAGGGGAGAAUUACACUCGAUAGAAUCUCUAAACAUUCAAUGGAUAAAUACAUGAUGCCGCUGGAUCUUCCUUCUUACUUCAAUGAUGGAGAGAAGGAGAAGAUAUUGAGAAUUCACGACGGGGCCAGUGUCGUUGGUCAGAUAUGGUUAGAACAAAUGCUUGAUGUAGUUAAACAAGCAAUGAAGAGGCUCGAGUCUGACAAGACGUCGGCAACGGUUGCGAAAACGCUCUCGCCAACGAAUGUGGAGAGCCCGGCUGUAGGUGCGGUGGUGGUAGCAAAUCCUAUAUCUUUCGCAUCAUCUAUCAGCGAUGUAAGCUUUACGGUCCCCUUCCGCAAGAAAAAGGACAUGUUCUUCGGCGACACGACUAUAUAUGUGAACGCUCCAGGCGCUCCUAUGAAUCUGUGUGAGCCUCUCGCCAUGUACACAAAGAUUACCCUGUUGGUCUGUGUGGACACGCCUGAUAAAGUUAAACCUGUGUGGACGUACGUUGGUUUUGGAGACGAUCUACAUAAGCCUCUCUUUUGCUUUACUAUGCCCGCCAAACUGCCAAACACAGUUCGUGUCGUGGAUAAGAAGAGGGGCGCUGAUAGCGUUGCGCAAGGUGCCAAUGACGAGAUUAUUAGCAACAUGCUAACUCAAGCUAGCGGGAUACCGGUGUGUCAUACACCCGAUAUUGUGGGCACUCUCAGCCCCUUAAAGAUCAAGAGAACUUACGCAAAAUGUCACCUGAAAGUGAAAGAGGGUGCUCUGUAUUCGCUCUCAGAUGGAAUUCUGUUUGGCUUGAAGACACCAACCUUCUUCAUAUCGUACAAUCGCAUCACGGGCAUGGAGAUGGCUUCAUCUGGAUCAAAUCGGACAUUCAGCUUGGCCAUAAGCUAUACCGCUGGAACCGCACUGCAAGACGGUAUUGGCGAAGAGCCUGUAGAAGAAGAGGAUAUAAAUUUGGAGAUGUUUGAUUCGAGCGACACAAAUUAUGUCAGCUAUAUAAUACAAUCUUUUAAAAAGUGGAAUAAGAGAAAACGACGACUAUCAAAUAAUGCUGAAGAAAAAAAGUCUGGCACCGCGCCUGCAACAUCCGAAGCACCCAAUAAGGCUCAGCAUGGCGCUGGUGAACUCGAAGAUGGAUCGGACGACAGUGAGGACUCUGCUGCCGAUUCAGACUUCAAUCCCAAUAGGAAAAGAGAUUCCGAUUCCGACGCAGACUCGGACUGUCCGGAGGAAUUCGAUGAAAACUACGAAUCAUCAGAAUCGGGAGACGAAAGCGAGGGAGCUCGAAGUGAGAAUGGCGACGACAGCGACGACGACGACGAGCAAGAGGAGACGCCUGUUCAAGGGAGAGAAAAAAAAAGGAGGCGGAGCAGCGAGGGCAAUGAGGGGGGAAAGAGAGCACGCAAUUCUGAGGUAGAGAUUGUAGGUAGUGUGGCGCCGAUGAGUGAGGAAGAUAGUGACGAUGGUGAGUGAGGGAGUAUUGUUUGCUGUGUUAAUGGUGGUUACGCUGUGCCGAGGGAAUAUCUUGUGGUAAACGAAGGCACUCCACGGCGGCACGUAAACCACUAUUGAAUAAAUUUUAGACAGUGAACGUAAUUUGAAGAUGAAGCGUAUCGGAUUCGCAACAUAUUAAAGCACGAGUAAAAAAACUGAUUCGGUAUAUGUAGUGCAUCAGCAGUUGGAGUAAUAUUUUAUGGCGGUCCCAGAUUUACAAUCGGAUCAACCGGGAUUUGUGUCUACCUGGUAUUACUGCGCAGCGACGUUCAGCGUUCAACAUAGAUUAAUUUUGAUCCUAGUGUUGUGGAGCAAACCAACCAAAUUCAAAUAAGACAAUAAAAAGUAGGUUUAGUACG